Molecule: messenger RNA, 8999 nt
Organism: Epinephelus moara (kelp grouper)
Lineage: Eukaryota; Metazoa; Chordata; Actinopteri; Perciformes; Serranidae
Gene: atxn1l
Product: ataxin 1-like
Exons: 3
Coding region: 258-2771 (837 amino acids)
Biological process (GO): anatomical structure development; regulation of DNA-templated transcription
Cellular component (GO): nucleus
Molecular function (GO): RNA binding; protein binding
Source: RefSeq, a predicted model, not a curated record
AACUCAGUGACGUCAUUGGUGAGCGCCUCUGCUGGCCUUCAAAAUGGGCUCGACUCCUUAGCCUUGAUUUCUUCAAUUGUCCCUCCGCAUAUCAAGUUUUUAUGAAGAAAAGCCUGUUCGCGAUGACAUUUGGAGGUGAACUGGCAGACGAAGUCAGCCAGGUGAUUUCAGAACUGGUUCCUGCGCGGGCUGACUGGCUUGCAAGAUUCCGUUCCUGUGCAGUACAGUAAAGCUACUCGCUUGGUCAGAGGAUUGCAAUGAAACCUGCUCAGGAACGCAACCAGGAGUGCCUGCCUCCUAAGAAGAGGGACCUCCUAGUUAGUAACAGCAGUGGAGCUGGAGGGACAGGAGGAGUUGGGGCUGCAGGAGGAGGUGGUGGCAACAGUGGAGGUGGCAAUAGUGCUGGUAGUGGUAUUGGAGAAGAUGAAGUGGUUUCCAUCCAGAACUCCGCAGCCAACAGUGACACUCAGGGAGGGACCCCAUCUGGAGAGUGGCUGCGGACUCAGCCAGGGCUUCAUUAUGGAGUGGAUAAUUCUGAUGGCAUACCAGCAGUGCCAGUUGACCAGUACAGUAUGCUCUAUAAAGUGGCUCUUCCAUCUGUUACCUACUCGCCUACCAGUCUUCACCCAGUGUUAGGCCACCUCUCGUCAGGCUACACUGUACACUCUCCUCUCCUGCAGCAUCCAGGCCUUCCCUAUCCUCCUCUUGGUUAUGCCCAGAUCCCUCAUUCCUCUCUCCAGUUUGUUAGUUCUCCUUAUGCAGCUGUACCUUACGCUCUGCCCCCUGGCUUUGUCCCGGGAUCAUUAAUUUCUCCCUCAGGCACCAUUCCUCAGCCCCAUGCUGUGUCCCACCUUGUUCCCUAUCCAUCUGUCAUACAGGAAGGUGUUGUUUCUCCACCUCCCCAGGCCCAGGUAGCUGCUCAUACCUUUGCCAAAGUUGCGGCAUCAAGCGGUGUCCCGCUGAUGCUGCCUUCAGAGCAAGCUGCCCAGCAGCACCUUGGUACUGUAGGAGUCCUGCCCGCAGCAGAGCUCAGCUCUCGAGGGUUGCCAGUCUUCUAUCACCCUCAGGGCGCCAGGGCUGCCACUGCCACCAGAGACCCUCACAGUGCCCAGCAGGAAAAUGAACCAGAGAUGAAUGGAGGCGAUAAAGAGCAGGGAGCCAGGGAGGUUGUGCUCGACUACACUGCCAGAAAUGCAAGUCUGCUGCAGGUAGCAUCCAACUCUGCGGUCCAGGAGUACAGCCAAGAGAGAGGCCCGAUGAACCGAAGGCUGGAAGAGAGGAGCUCACCUGGCCAGCGCAGCACUCCAGACAGUGACCUGGAGGUGCAGCAGGUGGUUGGUCGUUUGGCUUCUUCUGGCCAAGGUGGAGUGCGGAAAGAGGUCUCCUUUGCUCCCUUGAACCUCUCUCAGGGUGCCCAGAGAGCCAGAGAUGUCCACGGAGAGAGCACAGGCGUGGUUUCAGGCCGGACUGCGUACACAACCCAGACUGCGUGUUACACUGAUCCCAGAGUGGCCAGUCUCCAGCAGCAAACGGGACAACCAGGACAUGCUGUCAUGCUUGCCAACGGGCAACCAGUUCUCAUUCCCUUGGAGUAUCACUUGCAGCAUCAGGCCCAGCCGCCGCAGCAACACUACCCAGGACAGGCUAAUGAUGCCUCAGCCAGCCAUGCCUCUACCACCAUGGCCUCUCCUAACCCAAGCUUUAAAGCCUCUGAUUCUUCAGCCAGAGUGUGCCUCCUUGAAAGGGCGGAGCCGACCACAGCGCAGCAGCAGCUCCCCCAGCAGCCUCCUGUCCAGCCUACAGCAGAUGCGACUCAGGCCUUAGCUUCAAGCCUCGCUCCUGCCUCGGCUCCCUGCAACCCAUCACACUUCAUGAAGGGAGCCAUCAUCCAGCUGGCUACUGGGGAACUGAAGCGUGUCGAGGACCUGCAGACUCAGGACUUUGUGCGCAGCGCCGAGGUGAGUGGGGGUCUUAAGAUUGACUCCAGCAUGGUGGUGGACAUCCGUGCCAGCCAGCAGAGACCGGGUCUUGUGUCGCUUCACUUUACUGUGGGGGAGCAGCAGAGCAAAGUGACCAUCGACGUGCCUCCGGAGCACCCCUUUUUUGUGUUCGGGCAGGGCUGGUCGUCCUGCAGCCCCGAGCGCACAGCCCAGCUCUACGGCUUGGCCUGCCAUCAUCUGCAAGCGGGAGACGUGUGUGUGUCCAUCACCCUGCAGCAGCAGCUUCAGCCGCAGCAGCAGAAACAACCACAGCACCAUCCUUCACAACAGCAACAACAGCAGCAGAACCUGUCCAGGACUUUGAGCAAAACCAACGCCACAUCAGGACCCGGUCACCAGCUCAUGGGGCCUCCUGCCCCUCAGCAGUCACGGCCUCCAUCUCAUUUCAGGCUUGACCGCAUCCACAGAGAAAGACAGAGGGAUGGGGAGAAAGAUGCAGCUGACAAGGAGGAAGCCACACAUUUUGGAGUUGUUGGGCACUCUGAGUCGCCCAUCAGACCAAGUAGGACCUUAGCAGAGCAUCCAAGGAGCCAGAGCAGUUACCACUUGCACACAGAGGGCUCUGCUUUCGCAGGGGCAGGGAUGGGAGCAAUGCAGGCUGCGCUAGGUGCAUCUCAGAGGCGCUGGUCCUCACCUGGCCUCCAAAGACACAGUAUGAAGGGAGACGAAGGGCCACGCCCUCAUAUAAGCACCUCCAGCCACACGAGGCCCUCUUUCAUCCCCCAGGAGGUCAAACUGUCCAUUGAGGGGCGCUCUAAUGCAGGGAAGUAGCAUCACAUUUGGUAGCAACUAUUAAAAGAGACUGCCACGAGUAAGAAUGAGUCUGACAAGGAGAGAAAGAGGGAAAAAAAGAGUGCGAAUGUAGCCUCAGAAUGUUUGAGAUUUUGCACACCUGAAAAUAUACAAAAAUACAAGAUCUUUGUCUAUCUGGUGAGAAGUUCUGGUUUGGUUCAGUUGUCACUCAGCCAAAGGAUACGAGCCUGUGGUUUCCCGGCCAGCUGAGGUCUGACAGGGACAUUACAAGCUGAGUAGAAAGUAUGUAGCGGAUGAAAAUGCCUACCAUAGUCCUUGCACACUGCAUUACUCUUCCUCCCUCCCUCCUCUGUCGCCACUCCCGCAUACCCAUGCUUGGAGGUUACCAUCGCAUUUAGAACACUCUUGCUUCCUUUUUGACCAAACCGUCUCUUCGGGAGACCAAGGACUACGAAGAAUGUGUUUGUAGCGCAGUGAAGCUACCAACUCUGCAGGUUUUGAUGUAUUUAAAAGAUCACAGCCAGUGAUCUUUUAUCUCCUUCAUUCCUAAGAUCCUGUUUCCUUCAAAAGCAUUUACCCAAAAAAGAAAAAAAAAAAAAAAGUUGCUGACACAAGCAGCUCCUGCGGUGAUGUUGGCACUGUUGACGCUAACUGUCAGUGUAUGUUACAUUAUGCUUCUCCGGCAGGAGACUGAAACCUCUGCUGUCAGCUGAGAUACUCUCUCCCCUCUCCUUCCUUUUCAGGAAGCUGGUCUGCAAAGAAUGGGAUCCUCUCUCAGGCCAAGUGUGGCGAGUCCCACUUGUCUUACAAUCGAAAUAGUGAUAAAUCAAUCAGUGUGUCUGUUCAGCAAUCAGUUUCCAUUUAAAAAAAACAUCUGCCCAUGCCCUCUGGUUUGGGCUCUAACGUGUGAGUGUGUUUGCAUAAAUGCCGCAGAUUGGAAUAAUGCUUUGUUCUCUGUGAUAACUAGAGAUGUGUUGCAUUCCAGUAUCAUCAGUGAGAAUAUCCAUCACUUAGUGUUUAACUCUUUCUCCUUAGAGAAAUCACUUCCCAUCCUGAGCGACACCUUCCCUCCUCUUCGCUAUACCUCAAAGCUUUCCCGACCAGACUGGUGACUUUUAAUGCAAUUUUAAAAGCCGUGAUUAACGGAGGAGGCACUGGCUGGUCAUCACCAAAGCCACCUAUGGGAAUGAGACAUUACCCAGUCACAUCACUGGCUGCAGGGCCACUUUAAACCCCACGAAGAACGGAAAGGCCUUGCAGUUCGCCUUGUAGAGAGAAACCCUGCGUGCGAGUGAGUCAGUGAUGAGGUUUUUCUUUUGUCCUAGUUACUCUUUGCUCGGUUCCCAAAUUAAAGCAAUAGUUCUUUUUACAGCACGCGGCUUUACUGCUCUCCCCCAGGAGUCUCUCGCUGCGGGCUGUUUUAUAUCUCUGUACAUCUGAGGUGUGAGAUCUGACCCUCUUUUUAACCCUGACCUUUACAGGCGAUGCACUAUGUUGGUGUUUAUUUUCAUUGAUUCUUCAGUAUUUCUACACAAGCAAUGCAUGACAAAUGUCUCAAGAAAUCGUUGUAGAUGAAACCGCUUCUGUUUGAUUAUCCAUCUCACUGAUGAUAUUUUAUCUUUUACUCAAGUGCAUCUCCAAGGAAGGCUUGACUCUAAUUAAGUUGUGAUCAUUAUCGAGUUAUCUUCUGUUCUGUCUUUUGUUUUAACCCACCCGGUCCUUCGCUUUUGUUACUAGGGUAUGGAUCUUAUGAUUGUCUUGUGUUGCACAUGUCACUCAUUGAUUUCACACUGACCUUGUUUAUAGGAAUAACAGUACAGUAGGUGUUUUUUUAAUGAAGGGAAAAUGUUUGAAGUAUUGUUGUUGGUGUUUUGUGGUGAGAGAGAGAGAAAAAACUGACUUGCAUUUUUAACUGUUUACAAAUUUAGCCAAGAUGAAUGCUGCAGUUUCCUCCUUCGGACAGAUUUUUAUCCUUGUCACUGAAAAAACAAAAAAAUAUCCAAAAGGAUGAAAUUGAAAUUAAGUGCAAUUAGACCACACAUAAAAUCAUUCAGAGGUUUAUAAUCAGACGGCAUUCCUCAAGCAGACAUUCCCAUUGAAAUGUGUAAAUCCCACUUCUUUUAUUUCUGUCAUAGAGCUUUGGACUUAAACAUUUGAUCACUUUUAAGUAUUUCUUGCAUUACCUGUUAUAUCAUCGUUCAUUAGAUGUGCUCAGACAGGAGGAUCAGUUUGUUACAUGUUUUUGUGUCUCACUGUUGGUGCAGCCACAGACACUGCUGUGUGUCCUCUUAGAUCUCUUAAUGUCUCAUGGUUCACUCAGUGUACAGCCUGACCCUCCGUCAGCUGGUGGAGGGAGACAGAGUGACCUGAGCUGGGCCUAGUACACUUUCAUUCUCUGGUCAUUACAAGCAGCUUUAAAGGAAAGGUUCACAUUUUUUCAAGUUUGUCUCAGACCUCCUCUCGAGAAAUCACGCUUCAUGCAACAUGUCCAUGUGGUGCUUUUAUAUGCUACAAGACAUAUCAUGAGGGAAAUAAGCAGUCGACACCAUGGCAGAGCUUGUACCCCUUGGACCUGCAGUGUAGCAUUGACAGUCUCUAGAGUGCAGAUGUUAUGUCACAAACCUAAGGAACCAAUCCCAGAAACUUGCAAGGCAUCAGAGGAGAACCCAGGGGUAUCUAUUUCACUGUCACUUCACCUUGUCAGAACUGGUGAUCAGAAACAAGGUUUAUCUAACAUUAGCAACACAUUAUCAACUGUUUGAGAACGUGGUCAAGCUGAAGGUUAUCGGUUAUUGUUUACAAGCAGAGGUCUGUGUGUUUCGUGAGCAGGUAUGCUUGAGCUGAGGGGCAGGGCUGAUUUGCAUAUUCAUAGGUCUGUGUAUACUAAAUGAGGCAAAGGUGUAGAGUUACAUCAAAGCCACUUUAAGCCAUGAAGGGAUUUUUUUCCAUUGAAAAAAAUCUAAAUGUGUAAUUUUGAUUAACAACAAAUGAGUUGUUAGGGGUUAAAUUAUUAAUUAUUGCCUGAAGAGGAACUUUAAAACAGUUUUCCCAUGCCCAUGAAGGCUUAUUGGUCGCUGUAAUCACCAUACUGGCUGUAUAAAGAUUCCUCCCUUAUGCUAUUCCAAUGUUAGACAUUUUGUCCUCCAUCCCAUCAUUUAAACUGGAAUCACAUAACGAAGAGAUCUCUUAAUCAGUCCCUCUGGGAGCUUAGUUGUUGCAGUCUAAAUUGCCUGAUUUCACGGCAGCUGUUAUACAUAAUUAUGAUGCCAGUUGUGAUGUUCUUAGAGUUUUUUUGCAAUGAAAUUGUGGAUCAGUUGAAAAGCAACUUGUUUCAGUGAGAAUAAAACACUGUUCUGAGUGUGUUAUUCAUACUACACGAAUGCUACCACUAACCCUUUAUAUUUAAUCUUAGACAGCUUGAUUAGAUCUGGGUGUAACAGCCUCUGUCAUGGGCUCAUUCUCCAGGUGUGUUAUGCAGUAGAAGCAUUAGUCAAACAUGAUUUUGGUUUGUGUUCCACCAAAACUUUCGAUAUGGUGCAAAACAGUUUAUCCCCACUUUCAUGCAGGACAUCAGGGAAUUGCCUUGCACGGUCUUGGACUCUUUAGCAGUAAUUUUUGUUGGUAAAUUUGAGACGUUCUUGUUGCUCAUGCCUGUAUCUUCACAGUUAGAAACAAGGAUUUAAGUUACGGGUGAUGCUAUGAUGGGUGAAACUCACGGGAAACUGCUUUGAUUGGUCAAUUUAGCAGAAAGGUUGACGUGAUUGGAGAAAGGUCGUGCAGAAUUCAUGGCGAUUUGUUGAAUUUGCAUUAAUUGUUGCGAUCGCAGCAUCAGAGCAGGGCCUCUUAAUGACCAGUGUGUACAUGAGGAAUGAUUACACUGACUAAUAACUGUUUCAAUGUUCAUAUAAAGUUAGAUUGUUUCAAGAUGGACUUGGAAAAAUGUGAACCUGUCCUUUAAAACGCUUUGUAAUGGGAGAUUCAAGAUCUCCAAGAACACAUCUUACCAUCUGAAGCUCACCACGUGGAGUCUUUCUCAUGCUGUAAGCAAUAUACAUAUUAUACCUGAAAACAUUUCAUGUAGUCUUGGCAUUUUCUAUGCAGUUUACUCAGUAUUGUACCCUUCAUUGUCUUAAGUACGGCUCUCUGAAGCAGUAGGGCCGGUUGGGCUGAUGCAGUCAUUUUGCGCUGAUGUCUGGUUGUAGGAUUUUUGCUUUAAAUUACUUUUUUAUAGGAAUACAAACCAGUAUUUUGCUUUUCUACUUUCUAUUUUUUUUGCUUGGUGGUCUCCAUCUUCCUGCGUAUAGCACACUGCUGACCCACAGAUCAGUAAACUUUUGUUGUCUUUCACGAUGCCACACAGUCGGAGCCAAAUCACUCGAGAAGAGUGUCUCAUAUUUCCACGUGUUUGUCCAGCAUUAUUUCGGCUCCAUCGCCAAGCCACUUCGACAUUGUAUUUUAGGUCAAGAUGCAUUUGAUGGGAUUUAAACGGUGCAAGCAGUGACACUUGUGACUUUACCUCCUGUUGAUUCUCACAGCAAGACCAUCCUGUGCUACCACGAGCCUUUUUUGUUUUUUUGCCCUCUGCUCUGAGCAGUGUGUGCCAUGUCAAGCAGGAAAGCUCCACUUCUUCUACAAAGAUGUCCGACGAAUCUUAUUCACAUCACUGAUAGUCUGUUGCUGUAACUAAUUGCACUAAAUGCCCUCCUUUUACAGUGUUUUGAACUUAAAACUGUUGGUAAAUUGAAGAGUUUCAAAAUGUAAAGCACACAAAAUCAUGGAGAAAUUGCAGGUUGUGUGUUUCUGUAGAUAGGUGUAUUUCUUUUGUAUAGAUAGCUUUGAUGAUGCUUGUCGAUAAUGCCUUAAAAUCUGCUUUGUACAAUGUGUGAAAUUUGAAAUAAUGGAAUAAUGCUUCUGGUCGACUUGGUGUUCCCCUUUUCAGGCUGAACAAGAGCAAAUCAGAAAUGUCAAGCUUUGAAACUCUUGUCACGCUUACGAGCAGAAAUUCAUAUUCUCAAAGGGUGACGGUGAAUUCUUUUUGGGCCCCAGACGGUUCAGCUAUGAAAUCUGCAACUUUGUGUUUGUGUGGUGCUUUGUUUUUAGGUUUUUUUGUUUUUUUUUUCAUUAUCUAUUCCGUUACGUUUUUAAUACACUCUUUACGCCCAUACUUACCUUUUAAUUCCUUUUUUUCCCCAAUGUGUGGAGGUGAAGUGAAUGGAAUCUCUUCUUUGCACUUUUUAUAAGACAAUGCCAAGAGUGUCCGCAGCGGAGGGCGAUCCAUUAAUUCCACACGCACACAUCCGUUGUUUUUAUUGUUGUUGCACAAGAUGAGUUGUUUUUUUAUCCUUAGACUUAAUGGGUUGUGUUUGGCGUCUUGUGCUUUGUCCCAGUCUCUGGACGACAGUUUUGAGUAAAUGGAGACAGACAGACAGACAAGCUGCAUUAAUCCGAUAGCUUUCCAUUGGUGGUAAUGUGAUGGUUGAUGUUUUGUGACGUUGGCAGUGGGGAUUCUUCCCGUGUGAACUAUUUCCUGUCGUUUGAUCCCGUAUUGAACUACAAAGGUGAAAUUAGGACGAUUUCGGUGUCGAUGUCCAGUUAAAUCAGGAGAAACGAGAACGGUUAAAAGUUUUAAAGGAGUCUGUGUAUUUUCAGAUUUGACAUUGUACUUUUAUGGCACAAGGUGACACUGCUUUUUAUGUGAUGUGCAACUAUUGAAAAAGGAAACAAAAAAUUAGCUUUUUUUUUUUCUUUUUUUUUUAAACAUGCCUAAAUCUGCAAAAUAUAUGCAAUGAUGUAAAUGUAACAUUCAAUCCUCAAGUAUAAUCCAGGUUGUAUGAACUUUGUAUAGUGAGUUUUAAUAUUGUAUGGCCGUACCAAUAUGUAUUGAUCUUUAUCAGAAGCCUUAGAGUUGUCGACCGAAAGUGCUCCCUUAGAAUACCCUACACCUACCUGACUUUAACAAAGCAUUAAUAUCUCUAUUUUGUUGCAUUUUUAUUUGUACCGUUUUUGAAUAAAAUAGAUUUGUACUGUAUAUUUGUACCUCUCUGUGAACUACUUAGGGCGGUUUUUGUUUUUUUGUUUUGCUGUUUUAAUUCUAUGUACUUUAAGGACACAAAGAUAUUGUAUUUUUAUUGUUACAGCUAACUUGGAGACAUUGCAUUUAUCAUGUUUGUUAAGUAAACACAAUAUAAUAUAUAUAUAUAUACAAAUAUAAAUAUAAACUAUUAUCCAACCUGUGUGCUGUGUGUC